Molecule: messenger RNA, 1495 nt
Organism: Hordeum vulgare subsp. vulgare (domesticated barley)
Lineage: Eukaryota; Viridiplantae; Streptophyta; Magnoliopsida; Poales; Poaceae
Product: short-chain dehydrogenase TIC 32 B, chloroplastic-like
Exons: 9
Coding region: 135-1301 (388 amino acids)
Source: RefSeq, a predicted model, not a curated record
UCGAAGCUAGAUAUGAUGCGUCGAGUGAAGAAGUUAGGAUUCAUUCCACCUUGCUGCAACCUUCAAGUGGACCGAGAAGGAUUAGCCAAUCCGCAGACAAAACUAAUCUUUCCAUCGAUCAAUCCGUCCAGCGGAUGAGGCUCGAUGAUGCCCAGAAUGAUGCGCAUCGACCACCUCUUGUUCUUGGGGGCUCAAAUUUUGUUUUUGUCUCCUUGUUCUGUUAUAGCAGUGUUUUUGACCUGUUCCAGGCUUAUGCUGUUAAAUGUGCAUGCCGCAUAUGUUACUCCUACCACAUCACGAGCUUGUUGGUGUUGGGAGCUGAGAAUCAUCAGAUGGGUCUCCUGUCGCUCAUCACCGGCCGGCCGGGCGCCAGCGGGUUCGGGUCGGCGUCCACGGCGGAGCAGGUCACCGACGGCGUCGACGCCUCGAACCUCACCGUCAUCAUCACAGGAGGACCUAGUGGCAUUGGCCUAGAGACGUCGAGGGUGUUCGCCCUGAGAGGAGCCAAUGUCAUCAUCGCGGCGAGGAACACGGAGGCCGCGUCGGAGGCGAAGAAGAGCAUAACGGAGGCGAACCCGACCGCCCGCGUCGAUGUCCUGAAGCUCGACCUCAGCUCCCUCAAGUCCGUCAGGGCCUUCGCCGAGCAGUUCAACUCCAUGAACCUCCCUCUCAACAUCUUGAUAAACAAUGCAGGUGUGAUGUUCUGUCCCUUCCAGCUCUCCGAAGAUGGGGUCGAGAUGCAGUUUGCCACCAAUCACCUAGGCCACUUUCUGCUGACCAACCUGCUGCUUGAUAACAUGAAAGCCACUGCUGAGUCUACGGGUAUCGAGGGCCGCAUCGUGAACCUAUCAUCGAUCGCCCACGAGCAUACAUAUCCCAAGGGGAUUCAGUUUGAUAAACUCAAUGACAAGAAAACAUUCGAUAGAAGGUCGGCCUAUGGACAAUCAAAGCUUGCGAACAUACUACACGCUAAAGAGCUCUCUAGACGGCUCAAGGAGGAAGGAGCUAACAUCACGGUUAAUUCCCUUCAUCCUGGAGUAAUCAUGACCAAUUUGAUGAGGCACUCCUAUGCUGUCAUGAAGGCAAUUCAACUUGCCACUUGCUUGAUCUGGAAGAAUGUACCCCAGGGAGCAGCAACCACUUGCUAUGUAGGGCUCAGCCAUGAGCUCAAGGGAGUUACAGGCAAAUACUUUGCCGACUGCAACGAGGAGAAGACAAGCGAAUUGGCGAAGAGCGACAUCUUGGCGAAGCAACUCUGGGAAUUCAGCGAAGAGCUGGUCAAGUCUGCGCAUCAGAUCUGAAAGCAGGCGACAGAAAGGCAUAGUAGGAACCUACCACAUGCAUGGUGAACCAAUGUUGUUCAUUAACAAAUUCCGUGCUUGUUGUUUUGAUCGUAACCUAAGAUCAAUAUGCACCCUGGUUAAAUUUCUCUAAUGUGUUUGCUGAUCGGUUCUCGAUUGGGUUAAUGGGACUGGUAUAUGUCGUCCUAGUUUCA